Messenger RNA from Eremothecium sinecaudum, 711 nucleotides. RefSeq names its product F1F0 ATP synthase subunit 4 (gene ATP4). Gene Ontology annotation, molecular function: proton transmembrane transporter activity. Gene Ontology annotation, biological process: proton motive force-driven ATP synthesis. The transcript is spliced from 2 exons. The coding region runs from base 1 to 711 and encodes 236 amino acids. NCBI's taxonomy places the organism in Eukaryota, Fungi, Ascomycota, Saccharomycetes, Saccharomycetales, Saccharomycetaceae. The record is from RefSeq and is a predicted model, not a curated record.
AUGUAUUUGCGUGCAUUAUCUAGAAAGGCAGCCGCUAGGCCAUUGUUGGGUCUGGGAUUGCGUCCAGUUUCCAUUGGUAUUCGUCACAUGUCGACUCCCUCUAACCAAGAUCCAAAAUCGAAGGCUGUAGCUAUUUUGAACAGCUUACCAGGGAACUCUGCUUUGACCAAGACUGGUAUCUUGGCUACAUCUGCUGCUGCCGCUGUGUACGCUGUUUCAAAUGAAUUGUACAUUUUGAACGCAGAAACUAUUUUGCUCGGUACUUUCACAGGUGUUUGUUACUUGAUUGUGAAGUUUUUGGCUCCUGCUUACAGUGAUUUUGCUGAAAAGAGAAUCAAGCACGUUUCUGAUAUUUUGAACUCCUCUAGAACCAAGCACGUUGAAGCUGUCAAGACUAGAAUUGAAUCUGUUUCUGAAUUGAGCAAUGUCGCACAGACUACCAAGACCUUGUUUGACGUUUCCAAGGAAACUCUUGAAUUAGAAGCUAAGGUGUUUGAAUUGAAGCAAAAGCAAGAUGUCAUUAAGGAGGCUACUGCCGUCUUGGACUCAUGGGUUAGAUAUGAGGCUUCUGUUCGCCAAAUGCAACAACAACAAGUUGCCGACUCUGUUAUUGGCAAGGUUCAAUCUGAAGUGGCCAAUCCAAAGUUCCAAGAGAGGGUCUUGCAACAAUCUGUUGCUGAGGUUGAGAAGUUGUUCGCAAAUUUAAAGUAA